Molecule: messenger RNA, 3945 nt
Organism: Lipotes vexillifer (Yangtze River dolphin)
Lineage: Eukaryota; Metazoa; Chordata; Mammalia; Artiodactyla; Lipotidae
Gene: KDM2B
Product: lysine demethylase 2B
Exons: 23
Coding region: 277-3945 (1222 amino acids)
Molecular function (GO): zinc ion binding; protein binding; DNA binding
Source: RefSeq, a predicted model, not a curated record
AAAAAAAAUUAUAUAUACACAAAAUGUUUUGAAUUUGGGUCGGCCACGUAGCGCCCGAUUGACCGCCAGAGAUACGACGAGAACGAGGACUUGUCGGACGUGGAGGAGAUCGUCAGCGCCCGCGGCUUCAGCCUGGAGGAGAAGCUGCGCAGCCAGCUCUACCGGGGGGACUUCGUGCACGCCCUGGAGGGCAAGGAUUUCAACUAUGAGUACGUGCAGAGAGAAGCUCUCAGAGUUCCCCUGAUAUUUCGAGAAAAGGAUGGCCUGGGAAUUAAGAUGCCUGACCCUGAUUUCACAGUCCGAGAUGUCAAACUCCUAGUGGGUAGCCGGCGGCUGGUGGAUGUGAUGGACGUGAACACACAGAAAGGCACGGAGAUGAGCAUGUCCCAGUUUGUGCGGUACUAUGAGACGCCCGAGGCCCAGCGGGACAAGCUGUACAACGUCAUCAGCCUUGAGUUCAGCCACACCAAGCUGGAGCACUUGGUCAAGCGUCCCACCGUGGUAGACCUGGUGGACUGGGUGGAUAACAUGUGGCCCCAGCACUUGAAGGAGAAGCAGACGGAAGCCACGAAUGCCAUCGCAGAGAUGAAGUACCCGAAAGUGAAGAAGUACUGUCUGAUGAGCGUGAAAGGUUGUUUCACUGACUUCCACAUCGACUUUGGAGGCACUUCCGUUUGGUACCAUGUUUUCCGGGGAGGGAAGAUCUUUUGGCUGAUUCCUCCGACCUUGCACAAUUUGGCACUGUACGAGGAGUGGGUGCUGUCAGGCAAACAGAGCGACAUCUUCCUGGGAGACCGUGUGGAGCGAUGCCAAAGAAUUGAGCUGAAACAGGGCUACACAUUUUUCAUCCCUUCCGGCUGGAUCCAUGCAGUCUACACCCCCGUAGACUCUCUGGUGUUCGGCGGAAACAUUCUGCACAGCUUCAACGUGCCCAUGCAGCUGCGGAUCUACGAGAUCGAGGACAGAACGCGGGUGCAGCCCAAAUUCCGGUACCCCUUCUACUAUGAGAUGUGCUGGUAUGUCUUGGAGAGAUAUGUGUACUGUGUGACCCAGCGGUCCUACCUCACUCAGGAAUACCAGAGAGAAUCAAUGCUUAUUGAUGCCCCAAGAAAGCCCAGCAUAGACGGCUUCUCAUCUGAUUCCUGGCUGGAGAUGGACGAGGAGUCCUGUGAGCAGCAGCCCCAGGAGGAGGAGAAGGAGGGGGAGGGGGAGGAAGAGGAGGAGGGUGCAGAUAAGACGCCCAAAGCUGCCACCGAUGGCCCUGCCUCGCCCAGCAGCACCCCCUCCGAGGACCCGGAGGCCCCCGGGAAGAAGCCCAAGGCCCCUGCCAUGCGGUUCCUCAAAAGGACUUUGUCGAAUGAGUCAGAAGACAGUGUGAAGUCCGCCACGGUGCCCAUAGACUACCCCAAGACGCCCACCGGCUCUCCCGCCACCGAGGUCUCUGCCAAAUGGACCCACCUCACCGAGUUUGAACUGAAGGGCCUGAAAGCUUUGGUGGAGAAACUUGAAUCCCUCCCGGAGAACAAGAAGUGUGUUCCUGAGGGCAUCGAGGACCCCCAGGCACUCCUGGAGGGUGUGAAGAAUGUCCUGAAGGAGCAUGCGGAUGACGACCCCAGUCUGGCCAUCACUGGGGUCCCCGUAGUCACUUGGCCAAAGAAGACUCCAAAGAACCGGGCCGUAGGUCGGCCCAAAGGGAAGCUGGGCCCCGCCUCUGCGGUGAAGUUGGCCGCCAACCGGACCACGGCGGGAGCUCGCCGGCGCCGGACGCGAUGCCGCAAGUGCGAGGCCUGCCUGCGGACGGAGUGUGGAGAGUGCCACUUCUGCAAGGACAUGAAGAAGUUCGGGGGCCCCGGGCGGAUGAAGCAGAGCUGCAUCAUGCGGCAGUGCAUCGCGCCAGUGCUGCCCCACACCGCCGUGUGUCUAGUGUGUGGCGAGGCAGGAAAAGAGGACACAGUGGAAGAGGAAGAAGGCAAGUUUAACCUCAUGCUCAUGGAGUGCUCCAUCUGCAACGAAAUCAUCCACCCUGGAUGCCUUAAGAUUAAGGAGUCAGAGGGCGUGGUCAACGAUGAGCUUCCAAACUGCUGGGAGUGUCCAAAGUGUAACCACGCUGGCAAGACCGGGAAACAAAAGCGUGGCCCUGGCUUUAAGUAUGCCUCAAACCUGCCCGGCUCCCUGCUCAAGGAGCAGAAGAUGAACCGGGACAGCAAGGAGGCGCAGGAGCCUGCCAAGCGGAGGAGUGAGUGUGAAGAGGCGCCCCGGCGCAGGCCAGACGAGCACCCCAAGAAGGUGCCCCCUGACGGCAUCCUGCGCCGAAAGUCAGACGAUGUGCACCUCAGGAGGAAGCGGAAAUACGAGAAGCCCCAGGAGCUGAGUGGACGCAAGCGAGCCUCGACGCUUCAAACGUCCCCCGGUUCCUCCUCUCACCUCUCGCCGAGGCCCCCUCUAGGCAGCAGCCUCAGCCCCUGGUGGAGAUCCAGUCUCACUUACUUCCAGCAGCAGCUAAAACCCGGCAAAGAAGAUAAGCUUUUCAGGAAAAAGCGGCGGUCCUGGAAGAACGCUGAGGACCGAAUGGCUCUGGCCAACAAGCCUCUCAGGCGCUUCAAGCAGGAGCCGGAGGAAGACCUGCCCGAGGCGCCCCCCAAGACGAGGGAGAGCGACCACUCCCGCUCCAGCUCCCCCACCGCCGGCCCCAGCACGGAGGGGGCGGAGGGCCCCGAGGAGAAGAGGAAGGUGAAGAUGCGCCGGAAGCGGCGACUCCCCAGCAAGGAGCUGAGCAAGGAGCUGAGCAAGGAGCUCAACCAGGAGAUCCAGAAGACGGAGAGCAGCCUGGCACACGAGAACCACCAGCCCAUCAAGUCGGAGCCUGAGAGCGAGAACGAGGAGCCCAAGCGGCCACUGGGCCUCUGUGAGCGCCCUCACCGCUUCAGCAAGGGGCCCAACGGCACCCCCCGGGAGCUGCGGCACCAGCUGGGGCCUGGCCUGCGCAGCCCGCCCCGAGUCAUCUCCCGGCCCCCUCCCUCCGUGUCCCCGCCGAAGUGCAUCCAGAUGGAGCGACACGUGAUCCGGCCGCCCCCCAUCAGCCCCCCGCCCGACUCGCUGCCCCUGGAUGAUGGGGCGGCCCACGUUAUGCACAGGGAGGUGUGGAUGGCCGUCUUCAGCUACCUCAGCCACCAAGACCUGUGUGUCUGCAUGCGGGUCUGCAGGACCUGGAACCGCUGGUGCUGUGAUAAGCGGUUAUGGACCCGCAUCGACCUGAACCACUGCAAGUCCAUCACACCCCUGAUGCUGAGCGGCAUCAUCCGGCGACAGCCUGUCUCCCUGGACCUCAGCUGGACCAACAUCUCCAAGAAACAGCUGAGCUGGCUCAUCAACCGCUUGCCUGGGCUCCGAGACUUGGUGCUGUCAGGCUGCUCAUGGAUCGCAGUCUCAGCCCUCUGUAGCUCCAGUUGUCCGUUGCUCCGGACCCUGGAUGUCCAGUGGGUAGAAGGACUAAAGGACGCCCAGAUGCGGGAUCUCCUGUCCCCGCCUACAGAUAACAGGCCAGGUCAGAUGGACAAUCGGAGUAAGCUCCGGAACAUUGUGGAGCUGCGUCUGGCCGGCCUGGACAUCACAGACGCCUCCCUGCGGCUUAUCAUUCGCCACAUGCCCCUGCUCUCCAAGCUCCACCUUAGUUACUGUAACCACGUGACUGACCAGUCCAUCAACCUGCUCACCGCUGUGGGCACCACCACCCGAGACUCCUUAACCGAAAUCAACCUGUCAGACUGCAAUAAGGUCACUGACCAGUGCCUGUCCUUCUUCAAACGGUGUGGGAAUAUCUGUCAUAUUGACCUGAGGUACUGCAAGCAAGUUACCAAGGAAGGCUGUGAGCAGUUCAUAGCCGAAAUGUCGGUUAGUGUCCAGUUCGGGCAAGUGGAAGAAAAACUCCUGCAAAAACUGAGUUAG